UAAAAAGCAGAAAGAGUUAGAGAGAGAAAGGGACUUAGAGAGAGAGAAAGAAACAACAAACAAAAACAACUUAACCUCACCGUUUUGCGUUCCUAUAAAUGCAUACUCUCUCUUAACACACCAACGAGCUCUACCAGUUGCAGCGAAUUGCGAUCGGAGAUCAAACCCUAACCUAACCAGUCUUUCUCUCUCCGAAUCCAAUUUUUUCUUUUCCUUUUCUUUUUUUAUAUUUUGGAUUUUAUCACGGUGAUUUUCUCUCUCUCUCUCUCACACGCAUUCGAUUCCGAUUCCGAUUCCGAUUCCGAUUCCGAUUCCAAUGGCUAAUAGCGGUGUUUCUCCCAAUCAUUCCCCUAAGACCGGCGUUUCUUCGCCGUGGAGCCAGAUUGUGGCCGCCGCCGCACCUCCUACGUCGCCGCCGCCUCCGGCUGUCGUCGAGUCUCAUGCCGUGAAUUCGGCGCCGGCGGAAGAGCCUGAUAACGGCGUUGGGCACAAUGGCAAUACCGGUAAGAGGCCUGCUUGGAAUAAACCCUCCAAUGGCGCUUCUUCUGCGGUCAUGGGCGCUGAUUCUUGGCCUGCCUUGUCGGAGUCCGCCAGGGCUCCGUCGAAAUCACAUUCGCCUUCGCCGUCGGAAUCGGCAAAGGGUUUGAUGAAUGCAUCGUCCGUGCCGCAAUUGCAGAGUACCGGAAGCGCGCUUCCCUCUCCACAGAGGCAAGUUAGGGAUAAUGCAAGCACGAACAAUAUGGUGCCGACUCAGCAGAGAUCUUAUAAGCGUAGUAAUUCAAUCCCAUCUUCUAAUGGAGGCCACCCACCACAACUAUCUACGCCUCAAGGUUCAAUGGCUGCAACUGGGUCCCACAACCACAACUCUUCACCUAGGGACCAUCAGCCAAGAACUGGAUUUGUGUCUAGUGAUCACCCACAGCAGCGGAAUUCGUUUAGGAACCGGAAUGGCGGUCCACAUCACCGCGGAGAUGGCGCCCACCAUCAUAACUAUGGGAGCAGGCGUGAUGGAAAUCAGGACUGGAAUUCUCACCGAAAUUUUAAUGGUAGAGACAACUAUAUGUCACCAAGAUUUGUUCCAAGAUUUAUAAGGCCUCCACCGCCACCUAAUCCUGCUCAAUUAUUUCCCCCUCCACCACCAAUGCGUCCCUUUGGUGGUUCCAUUGGGUUUCCUGAACUACCACCUCAAAUGAUAUAUGUUCCACCUCCACCGCCGGAUUCAUUAAGAGGUGUUCCUUUUGUGUCUCCGAUACCACCUAAUGCAAUGUUUUUUCAACCUCCGGAUCCUCAGUUGUAUACUAAGAUUGUCAAGCAGAUUGACUACUAUUUCAGUGGUGAAAAUUUAGUUAAAGAUACUUACUUGCGGCGGAACAUGGAUGACCAGGGCUGGGUUCCUAUAACAUUAAUAGCAGGCUUCAAGAAAGUCAUGCAUUUGACUGACAAUAUCCAGAUUGUAUUAGAUGCUGUUCGAACUUCAUCUGUUGUUGAAGUGCAGGGUGACAAAAUAAGGAGACGAAAUGAUUGGAAUAUAUGGAUCCUGCCUCCUUAUCAGCCCCAUAAUGUUAGAAGUUCUCAAACCGUUGUACAACUGGCAGAACAAGUCCAAAGUAUUGCUCUGGAGACAACUAACAAAGAUGGUGCUGGAGGACUAGAUGUUUCACAGAAUAGUCAACUUCUGUUUUCUACUAAAGAGGGUACUGCUCAAGUUGGUAUUCAAGUUUCAGAUAACUCUAUUUCUGCAAGAAAUUAGAGCUGCAGAUGUUCUUUAAAAACAUUUUUUUGGAGAAUAUUCUUCAGAGGGAAGCAGGAAGCAGGGAUGUAACAGUUUACAUAUCUCACAAUCGGACAAGUUCCUCGUGAGGUAUCUAGGAAAUCACGAUUGAGAAAGGGAGAAAAUACCUUUUAUAAAACAGAAAAAAGACCAAACGGUAAAAAUCCCCCGCAGAAAAGGCACAUUUAUAUUUUCUCUGUUAUGGAGCUAGUAGCAUGACUCUUUUUGAUUUAGUUGUGUUAUAUGGGGUUGUAAUGCUCCUAUUCUGAUUGGUGGGAUGAUUGUUUGCUUUAAUCUGGGGAUUUUUUUAUUUUUUUAUUUUCGGUUUUCUUCCCCUGAAUUCCCCUCAGCUGCUUUUUAAAAUCUUUGGGGCCAUCUUCUCACCAGGUUUAGGAGCAUUUUAUGUGAGAUCAUGGGUGUUGAAUGAGUUUGAUAGCUACUAAUUUACUGUGAAUGAAGGGGAAAGAUUGCCUUCUGCUGAUGGAGCUUGGCCCACACAACUGCUUUACAGAACGAUUGCAUGAUGAUGUCCUUUGCUAUUACUCCUCACGUCAUAUUUGGAAUGACUUUUAUACUCACUUUUUUCGCAGUUUCCUCAAUUUAAAUUCUUAAAAAAAUUCUUAGGCAUGAAUUGCCUCUAUGGAGUUAUUUGAACUUAAAUUAUCCAGGGUAUUGCUGUGUAAGGUCCGGAGCUUGUCAUUUUAGACUUUCGAAGUUGAAUGGAACUCGAACUUGUCUUAAUUAUUUUGUGUAUUAACAUUGAUUUUUGAUGUAAUUAGUUUACCUUUUGCUUUAUGCUAUCGGAAUGAUCAAUUUUAUUAGAUAUAUUUUUA
Gastrolobium bilobum is the source of this 2604-nucleotide messenger RNA. Its product is annotated as la-related protein 1C-like. Bases 317 to 1750 code for a protein of 477 amino acids. NCBI's taxonomy places the organism in Eukaryota, Viridiplantae, Streptophyta, Magnoliopsida, Fabales, Fabaceae. Gene Ontology annotation, molecular function: RNA binding. The record is from RefSeq and is a predicted model, not a curated record. The transcript is spliced from 6 exons.